This is a messenger RNA of Athene cunicularia (burrowing owl), 1804 nucleotides long. RefSeq names its product popeye domain containing 3 (gene POPDC3). Gene Ontology annotation, molecular function: cAMP binding. The transcript has 4 exons. The record is from RefSeq and is a predicted model, not a curated record. Lineage: Eukaryota; Metazoa; Chordata; Aves; Strigiformes; Strigidae. The coding region runs from base 338 to 1258 and encodes 306 amino acids. Gene Ontology annotation, cellular component: sarcolemma.
GGACCCGGGGAUUUCUUCCACUGACUAGGGGUUUGCUUCCUAAGCUGCCGAUAUUUGAUUCUUCUCUCACCCCAGCAACAAAUGAUCAGAUGAAGUUACAGAUGACACGGCCAAAGUCAAAACAGUGCAUGAACUGAUGAGAAACAUCAUUGUCUUCUGAGAACAUAAGCUUCCUAGUUGCUGGAAAUCCUAAGUAUGACUUUACUACAAAAGAGACCCUGACCUUAUGUGAUCAUUGAGCAGAGUUUGCAAGAAUGGAAAAGGAAAGGACCCUGCUAGCUGCAUCUCAUAAAUAAAAAUUUCCAAGAUUCAGCUGAAUUGAAAAAUUAUUCCAGCCAUGGGAGAAAAUGCAAGUUUUUGGGAAAGUUUGAUAUAUGCACAUCCUACAUGUACCACCUGGAAGCAGGAGGCAGAAGGAUCUAUCUACCACCUAGCUAGUAUUCUCUUUGUUGUGGGCUUCAUGGGUGGAAGUGGAUUCUUUGGGCUUCUCUAUGUCUUCAGCUUGCUUGGAUUGGGCUUUCUCUGCUCUUCUGUUUGGGCUUGGCUGGAUGUCUGUGCUGCUGAUAUAUUCUCCUGGAAUUUUAUACUGUUUGCUAUAUGCUUCGUCCAGUUCAUUUACGUUACCUACCAAGUUCGGAGUGUUUCCUUUGACAGAGAAUUCCAGGAACUCUACAGCGCUCUCUUCCAGCCUCUGGGAAUUUCCUUGACUGUCUACAGAAAGAUCGUCUUGUGCUGCGAUGCAGAAGUGGUUACCCUGGAGAAGGAACACUGUUACGCCAUGCAGGGCAAAACACCUAUUGAUAAACUGUCCUUGCUUGUGUCAGGCAGGAUCAGAGUGACAGUUGAUGGGGAGUUUCUGCAUUAUAUUUUUCCUCUUCAAUUUUUGGAUUCUCCUGAAUGGGAUUCACUGAGGCCCACAGAAGAGGGAAUUUUCCAGGUAACACUUACAGCAGAGACAGAUUGUCGGUAUGUGGCCUGGAGGAGAAAGAAGCUGUAUCUGCUGUUUGCUAAACACCGUUUCAUCUCCCGCCUCUUCUCAAUUUUAAUUGGGAGUGACAUUGCUGAAAAACUGUAUGCCUUGAAUGACAGAGUGCAUGUGGGGAAAGGCUUUAGGUAUGACAUUCGGUUACCAAACUUCUAUCAUGUUUCAUUGCCGGAGACCCCUCCAGUGCAGCUCUCCCACCACCUCCAGAGAGGGUCCCCCCGGCGCAAGCCCAUGGGGGUUACAAACUGCAGCUCCUUCAGCACACAGUCCUAGGAAGGAAAACUCUGCUGCAGCCAUUCCCCAGAGCAAUGAAGGGAAAAUGCAAAGUGGUGAAGCAGAGGAGCAGAAAGAUGGAGCAGAAUGAGACCCAGUCAAGCCAAAUUUGACUGAUAAGUGCCAUUUACUUUCAUUGGAGUAGCUUGAAUUCUUCUUCUCUCUAGAGCCAGCGGGUUGGCUUCUGCAUUUUGACUGUUUGUGCAAUAUGUUUAGCUUCUGUUGUUUCGUUUGUUGAUCUUCAUCUCCUUACUUUUGGAGGAAAACGAAUCAUAACAGGCUGAAGUUUUAUUGUAAUUGUGGUAGUCUCUGUAUUGUAUUUUUUAAAAAAACCCAGACCCAUGGUAUUUGUAAUCAUACUUUCUCAAAAUGAUUUGCCAUAACUAACUAUAGUCAAUAUAGUCAAUGAAAACAAGUAAGUUGUCUUCAGAAUACAGCAACUUGUUUGUAACAUUCAUAUUUAUGCCACAUGAACAUUGUUGCUAUUAACAUGAAGAAUAAUGCAGAAAAAGACUAAGAGACCAAUUGUAUGGGUUUGGGUUUUUA